Enhydra lutris kenyoni (northern sea otter) is the source of this 2205-nucleotide messenger RNA. Its product is annotated as dihydrolipoamide branched chain transacylase E2. Gene Ontology annotation, molecular function: lipoic acid binding; acetyltransferase activity. Gene Ontology annotation, cellular component: cytoplasm; mitochondrion. NCBI's taxonomy places the organism in Eukaryota, Metazoa, Chordata, Mammalia, Carnivora, Mustelidae. The transcript has 11 exons. The record is from RefSeq and is a predicted model, not a curated record. Bases 105 to 1553 code for a protein of 482 amino acids.
UCGCCAUUGGCCGCUCAGGGGGAGGUGCGUUUCCCGGCUCCCCAUAGGUCGGCAGUGCGAAACAACUCUUCACAACCACCGAGCAUUUGUCAUUUCCGGGUAAGAUGGCUGCAGUGCGUGUGCUGAGGACCUGGAGCCAGAAUGCUGGGCGGCUGAUUUGUGUUCGCUACUUUCAGACAUGUACGAAUGUUCAUGUUUUGAAGCCAAAAUAUGUGUGUUUCUUUGGUUAUCCUUCAUUCAAGUAUAGUCAUCCACAUCAGUUGCUGAAAACAACUGCUGCUCUGCAGGGGCAGAUUGUUCAGUUCAAACUCUCAGACAUCGGAGAAGGUAUUAGAGAAGUAACUAUUAAAGAAUGGUAUGUAAAAGAAGGAGAUACAGUGUCUCAAUUUGAUAGCAUCUGUGAAGUUCAAAGCGAUAAAGCUUCUGUUACUAUCACUAGUCGUUAUGAUGGAGUCAUUAAAAAACUGUAUUAUAAUCUAGACGAUAUUGCCUAUGUGGGAAAGCCAUUAGUAGACAUAGAAACGGAAGCUUUAAAAGAUUCAGAAGAAGAUGUGGUUGAAACUCCUGCUGUGUCCCAUGAUGAACACACACACCAAGAGAUAAAGGGCCAGAAAACACUGGCAACUCCUGCAGUUCGCCGCCUAGCAAUGGAAAACAAUAUUAAGCUGAGUGAAGUUGUUGGCUCAGGAAAAGAUGGCAGAAUACUUAAAGAAGAUAUUCUCAACUAUUUGGAAAAGCAGACUGGAGCUAUAUUACCUCCUUCGCCAAAAGCUGAAAUAGUGCCACCUGCACCACAACCAAAAGACAGAACUAUUCCUACACCAGUAUCAAAACCUCCAGUAUUCACAGGCAAAGACAAAACGGAACCCAUAAAAGGCUUUCACAAGGCAAUGGUCAAGACCAUGUCUGCAGCCCUGAAGAUACCUCACUUUGGAUAUUGUGAUGAAGUUGACCUUACUGAAUUGGUCAAGUUAAGAAAAGAAUUAAAAUCCAUUGCUUCUGCUCGUGGAAUUAAACUCACCUUUAUGCCCUUCUUCCUAAAGGCUGCUUCCUUGGGACUACUACAGUUUCCUAUCCUUAAUGCUUCUGUGGAUGAAAACUGCCAGAACAUAACUUACAAGGCUUCUCACAACAUUGGGAUAGCAAUGGAUACUGAGCAGGGGUUGAUUGUGCCUAAUGUGAAAAACGUCCAAAUCUGCUCCAUAUUUGAGAUCGCCACUGAGUUGAACCGCCUUCAGAAAUUGGGCUCUGUAGGUCAGCUCAGUACCACUGAUCUUACAGGAGGAACAUUUACUCUUUCCAACAUUGGAUCAAUUGGUGGUACCUAUGCCAAACCAGUGAUACUGCCCCCUGAAGUAGCAAUUGGGGCUCUCGGAUCAAUUAAGGCCCUUCCCCGAUUUAACCAGGAAGGAGAAGUAUAUAAAGCACAGAUAAUGAAUGUGAGCUGGUCAGCUGAUCACAGAAUUAUUGAUGGUGCUACAAUGUCACGCUUCUCUAAUUUGUGGAAAUCCUACUUAGAAAACCCAGCUUAUAUGCUACUAGAUCUGAAAUGAAGAUUCAUCGGAUGUCUUUGAACUUUUUGAGCUUCCAAAGAAUAUGUAGAGCUAGCUGUGCAGCUUCAUCACAAUUUGUAUUAGAAAUGAUCUGUAUUAUAUGAUUAAGGUUCCAAGGCACAAUAUUUCUCACUGUUCUGUUAGACUUUUUACCGAAAAUGAAUGAUGGUGUAAGAGUUCUUCUGCGGCUGUCACAUUUUAUAGGUCAUGAUGUCACUUCUUAAUAUGGUGCAGAGGUCUUUGUGUCCCUGGGUUGAAACUAGCAAGAACAACAAAAUUAAUGUUACUAAAAGACAGACUGCCAUAUCCAGUGUUUACCCUAUCUUUCUUUCUUUCUUUUUUUAUUUUAGACUGACCUUAGUGAAACUUCUCAGUUACACUUAGUUAGGAAAAGGAAUUUAUGUACAGAAGUAUCUUCCAUUUCCCCACAAUAGAAAUGAGAGAUAACACUAACUGUUGGAUAAGUGCAAUUACUUAACCUUUUAAGAUAUCCAUGAUUAUGUUGCUCCAUAGAGAUUAUCUGUAAAUGUCUUGUUUAUAUAAAUUAAUAUCUUUUAAAAGGGAAAAUUAUAAGCUAAUCUUAAAAAUGCCCAAUUAUAAGGAUGCUUGGCUGGCUCAGUCAGAAGAGCAUGUGACUCUUGAUUCCAGGAGU